AUGGCGAUGAACGGCCGGAUGAGCUUGCCGAGGGAAGCUCCUACAUCUGGCACAGAUUCCAGGCGCGCUGGCGCUGUCGACGGAGGCGGUGCCAGCGUGGAUGCGGGUGACGUGGCACGCCGUCGAUUUCUUUCGAUCGCACGGCAGAGGGCCGCCCAUUUCGCCCACUUCGAUGAUUCUUCCCGCCUCUCCUCCGCUCGCCGCACGGCCCCGCGCGAAACCUCUCCCGUCGCCGGCGCUUCCGCCCCCUCCGCUUCCGCCGAGGCUGCCGCAACCGCGGGGGAGCGAGGGGGUCGGGUGCGACGCAUCGGCGGGGAGGCGCGUGGGCCGGGGGAGGCGGAGCAGUGGCCAGGCCCGUUCGCCACUGCGCGGCAGCUGGUGCGCGGAAGAGCCGCGGCUGCCGCCGCCAGGCAGGCGCAAGGGGGCGGGGGGGCGCGCACAGGGGAAAGCGCAGGGGAGCGGGUGGGCGGUGAAAGCAUCGCGCAAGGCAGCGAGGCAGGGGCGACCCGUGCCCGCGGAACAGGAACCACAGGCACUGUUUCCAGCACCGUUCCAGCUGGGGUAGCUGUAUCAUGGACUCCCAAAUCGCAAUCGCAGAGAGAAACGGGAGGAGGGGGAACGGACCACAGAAGCGGGGGCGGAGGGAGCGGAAGAGCCCCCCGCAGCCUGUACUCGCUGUGCCUGCACGUGGUAUCAGAGCACAUAGAGGCGCUGGAGUCACUGGAGGGUGUUCCGGACGGUGUGCGGCGCGACCUGAGUGCGUGCCUGAGCGCGCUGAGGCGGCUGGACGGGCGCGCGCUGGCGCUGCUGGUGGGCGGCGUGGCGGCGGAGCUGGCCGUGGCGGACUGCUCGCUGGUGGGCGAGGCGGACCUGCACCGCGCACUCACCAUGUGCGACCCUGCCAAGCUGGAGCUCGUGCAUCUCUCCAUGUGUGGUCGCAGUCUCUCAGACACCUGUCUCACCUCCACCCUCCUGCGCGCCCCAGCCUCUCUCCCCGCCCUGCGCUCCCUCUCUCUGCAAGGCGCCUACCGCCUCUCCGAUGCCGCCCUCCCCCCGCUCGCCCUCGCCGCCCCCUCCCUCGCGCACCUCUCCCUCCUCCACUGCCCGCUCCUCUCCUCCCCAGCAGUAUCCACCCUGCUCUCCUCGCUCGCCUCCUCACUGAAAACCCUUCGCUUGGACGGGUGCAGUCAGCUGAAUGCCCGCGCGCUGCUGCCGGGGCUCAAGGCGUUGACAGGCCUGACCUGCCUGUCGCUAGCAGGGGUGCCGUCAGUGACAGAUGCCGUGCUGGCUGACCUGCUGCCGGCUGUGGGGGGACACCUCAAGGAGCUGUCACUGGCACACUGCGAGGCUGUCACAGACGAAUCAGUGGCAGCGGCAGCAGCCCACGCACCGUCACUAACCGCUCUGGACCUCUCCCACCUGCCGCUACUCUCUGACAACGCCCUCCACUCCCUGUGCUCUGCCCAACUCAAGCUGCGAUCGCUCAACCUCACCCGAACCAACUUCAGUGACUCAGCGCUCGCGUCUCUCAUCCAGUCCUCAGGCGCUGCCCUGCACACCCUCUCAGUCAACGCCGUCUAUGAGGCAGCGGACGGGCUGCUGGUCGCGCUAGCGUGCAGUGCACACGAGUCACUGCAGGCUCUCGAUGUGUCCUGGUGUCGCUCCAUGUCUGACCACGGCCUUGGCCUGCUCGCUGACUCCUGCCCCAACCUCUCCCGCCUCUGCCUCUACGGCUGCUCCCAGGUGUCUGAUGUGUUUUACCUCGGCCACAGUAACACCAGUCUGCAGCUCGUUGGUCAAGUAGGGAUGCACGCACCCCUAUUCGGCGCGCACUGCAACCAAUUCCCGGUGGAGCAAUGUCCGCUUGGCGCGCAGGUCGUCGCUGCGCCAUUUUCGCAUCAGUCGCCGUCCCCGUCGUUUGUUCAUCACCAUUCUCGCCAGCAGCACGACUCUGCGACGUUAUGCGACGAAAAUCCGUCGCUUGAUUUAUUCGCGGAGGCAGCGGAGUUCUUAAGCCUCCUGGACGCCAUCACGCCGGACGACUCGCAGUCAAACGGGACUCCCAUCGGCAGCACCGAUUCACAGCAGCAUCGCGAUGCUAACUUUUUGCACCACCAGCACCAGCAGCAGCAGCACCAGCAGCAGCAGCAGCGCCAGCAGUUGUCGUCCGCACCAUUUUCACCUCCCGCCUCCGCCGCCGAUCCAGCCACGCCCAUUUCCGUUUCCGCAAGCGGCGGUUCCGCUUCUCUUUCCGCAGCGCCAGAUGAGUCGGUUGGCGGCGGCGGUGCUAUGACCGCAGCAGCGGCACUGGCGAACCCCGUGUCCCCGCGGCAUGGCGAUUCGUCGUUGAACGAGCUGGGUUUAUUCAGAUCGUUGGAAGCAGCGUGUGCGACGGAGGUGAGUCACUACGAGGCUGCAGCGUGCACGGCGGCGGGGGGCAGUGGCGGUCCCUCCGACGAUCCUAUCGACGCGUUUCUCGGCACCCUGCUGCUCGCGAAUCCGGAAUGCGGGGGAGGCGAUGCGCGCGCUGCGCCAUGCCCGCCCGCCUCUGUGGCUCGCGAUCAUGAUCCGCCGCUGCAAGGCGCGGCGGAAACGCGGGCGCAGCAGCAGCAGCAGCUUGUGAUAACGACGCCAGAAGGGAACGAGGCGUUGCAUGAGUGGGUGCCUUGUCUGCCGAUGCAUGUGCGAUCAGGGAGCGAGGGCGAACCAGCAUGUGCGGGGACUGGCUGGAGUGACAGCGCGGUGGGGGAAAUGAGCAUGGGCGGAAGCAAGGCGGGCGGAAUGGGCGUUGCGGAAGACAAUGCGCAGCAGGUGGAGGAGGGUUCAGCGCCGCCUGUGGCGCUCACAGGCGCGGAUCUCUUUGGUGCGGCUCGUGUGGAGGGAAGUGGUGUGGGAAGUGGGGCGACAAGCAGGGAGCAGAGCGAGGAUAGUGCGAGUGGCGAGGGCAAUGCUGCUGUUGCUGAUGCUGAUGAUUUUUUGGGUGCUGCUAUUGCUGGUGUGUGGGGGAAACAGCAGGCGGGCGAGCUGCUGGUCGCACAGCAACAACAGCAGGGUAAGAAUAAUUCGAGUAACAAUGUGAAUAGUGUUAGCAGUCAUAGCAGUGAUGGAAAUAGUCAGCAGCAGCAGGAGCAGCAGCAGCAGCAGCAGCAAGCGGUGAGUGGGAGCACCCCACGUGCGCGGCAGUUGCCCAAUCUGUCAGGGCGACUGGCGGCCCUUAUUAGCCAAAUAAGCCACGCCACCACCGCCAAGGCGAAGCGCAGGGCGGGUCAUGACGCUGCAACAACAGCAGCAGGGCAUGCGAGGCCAGCAGGCAUGGGGCCCGGGCACAGUCCGGCAGGGGGAAUGAUGAAGAUGCACGAGCAGGCCGGUGUAGCAGAUGGCUCGGAGGAGAGAGGGCGAGAGAGUGUCUUGGGUGUGCAUGGGCGAGUGAGAGGCGGUGAUGGGGGUAGACUUGCUUAUGGGCGUGGUGGGGGCGGUGGUGCGCAGGAGGCGCACGGCGAGGAGUCCGGCAGCAAGCGGCGGGCAGUGCAGGGGCGGGAAGGGGCACCGGGGCUCACAGCAGCAGAGCGGAUAGCGUGGCAGGUUCCCCCCUCUGCAGCACUCAGCAAUCAGCACCCUGCUGCUCCCACUGCGACACCUGCCUUCCCUCCUAAGCCCACUACUGGUGCUGCUGCUGCCGCUGCAGCAUCAACAGGAGCCGGUGCUGCAGUGGUGCCAUCCGUACCCCACGCGUGGGUCCUGGCAGGCGCGGGUCCAGACGGCCUGGCAGGAGAGGUGGAUCCGUUUGUCCUCGCGGAGCACAUCAGCCGCUGUGCGCCUGCGCUCGCCCUCGCCCCCGCCAUGCUCGCUGCCCCGCACGACCCCCUUGCCGCCCUGCACCUGCAGCCGCCCUCUCUCGCUGCGGUUCCGUACACACGAGCUUCCUCCCAGGCGCUCCCAGUUGCAUCGGCCUCUCAUUCCCUCGCGUACCACUCUCUGCUGUCCGGUGCUGCUGCCAUCAGCAGCAGACUAACGGGUGCUUUUGCAUCAGGCAAGAGCGAUGUGGGCAUGGACGAGGUGAAGCAGCUCGUGCUCGCCCUCGCUGAAGCCAUCGCCACCAAAGACAUGGAGCGGGUGGCAGGGCUGCGGGCGCGCGUGGCAGCAGCAGCGUGUGCGGAGGGGCGGCCGGGGCAGCGAGUGGCGCACUGCUUCCUGGACGCCCUCACCACCCGCCUGCACGGCACUGGCGCUCUCCGCCUCUACAACGCUGCCUUCACCUCGCAG
Messenger RNA from Closterium sp. Yama58-4, 4263 nucleotides. Lineage: Eukaryota; Viridiplantae; Streptophyta; Zygnematophyceae; Desmidiales; Closteriaceae. The record is from the annotation of a GenBank genome assembly.